Messenger RNA from Phyllostomus discolor (pale spear-nosed bat), 2651 nucleotides. It is a transcript of the gene RGS7, whose product is annotated as regulator of G protein signaling 7. The transcript is spliced from 19 exons. The record is from RefSeq and is a predicted model, not a curated record. Gene Ontology annotation, biological process: intracellular signal transduction; regulation of G protein-coupled receptor signaling pathway; G protein-coupled receptor signaling pathway. Bases 443 to 1930 code for a protein of 495 amino acids. Lineage: Eukaryota; Metazoa; Chordata; Mammalia; Chiroptera; Phyllostomidae.
CAGCCCCUCGGAGCCCGCACCUUCAGGCGCUGGGGCCCACGUGAUCGCCCCUCCCCCGGCCUCCCAGUCGCGCGCGCACGGGCCGGGCGUCUCGGCUCCCGCGCGCGCUCUGCUGGUCCCAGCGCCCAGGCGGAGAAGCGGAGGAGGGAGGCAGCCAGCCCGGCGGCCGCAGGGAGCGGACGCGAGCGGCGGCUGCUGGACCGCCUGUGCAACAGCGGCGGCGAGGUUGGCGGUCGCCUAAGCCCCGGGAGCCAGGACGGCGCGGAUUCUGCAGCCGCCCAGUGUGAUGAAGCUGCCCUGCUUCGCUGCUCUGCUUGCCGCCAGCUGACACCGCCUGCACUCGAGCCUGCCCGGGGAGGGAGAAGCGGCGGGGCCGUGACCUUGGCCGAGGAGCGCGGACGGAUAAUUCCUGUUCUCCCAGCGCGAGCCGAGUGUGGGUGACAUGGCCCAAGGGAAUAGUUACGGGCAGACCAGCAACGGGGUGGCAGACGAAUCACCCAACAUGCUGGUGUACAGAAAGAUGGAGGACGUCAUAGCACGCAUGCAAGAUGAAAAAAAUGGAAUUCCUAUUCGAACCGUCAAGAGCUUUCUUUCCAAGAUACCUAGCGUCUUCUCUGGGUCAGACAUUGUUCAAUGGUUAAUAAAGAACUUAACUAUAGAAGAUCCAGUGGAGGCGCUCCACCUGGGCACCCUGAUGGCCGCGCACGGCUACUUCUUUCCCAUCUCCGACCAUGUGCUCACCCUCAAGGACGACGGCACCUUUUACCGCUUCCAAACGCCCUAUUUUUGGCCGUCAAAUUGUUGGGAGCCAGAAAACACAGACUACGCGGUUUACCUCUGCAAGAGAACCAUGCAGAACAAGGCAAGGCUGGAGCUCGCAGACUAUGAAGCUGAGAGCCUGGCCAGGCUGCAGAGAGCAUUUGCCCGGAAGUGGGAGUUCAUUUUCAUGCAAGCGGAGGCACAGGCAAAGGUGGACAAGAAACGAGACAAGAUUGAAAGGAAAAUCCUUGAUAGCCAAGAGAGAGCAUUCUGGGACGUGCACCGACCUGUGCCUGGAUGCGUGAACACCACCGAAGUGGACAUCAAGAAGUCAUCCCGGAUGAGAAACCCACACAAGACACGGAAGUCUGUCUAUGGUUUACAAAAUGAUAUUAGAAGUCACAGCCCUACCCACACACCCACGCCAGAAACUAAACCUCCAACAGAAGACGAGUUACAACAGCAGAUAAACUAUUGGCAAAUACAGUUAGACAGACACCGGUUAAAAAUGUCCAAAGUUGCUGAUAGUCUGCUAAGUUACACGGAACAGUAUUUAGAAUAUGACCCGUUUUUUGUGCCACCUGACCCUUCCAACCCAUGGCUGUCUGAUGACACUACCUUCUGGGAACUUGAAGCAAGCAAAGAGCCAAGCCAGCAGAGGGUGAAGCGGUGGGGGUUCGGCAUGGAUGAAGCCCUGAAAGACCCCGUUGGGAGAGAGCAGUUUCUUAAAUUCCUAGAGUCAGAAUUCAGCUCGGAAAACUUAAGGUUCUGGCUGGCAGUGGAGGACUUGAAGAAAAGGCCUAUUCGAGAAGUCCCCUCCCGAGUUCAGGAGAUAUGGCAAGAGUUUCUGGCUCCAGGAGCCCCCAGCGCCAUUAACUUGGACUCUAAGAGCUAUGACAAAACCACGCAGAACGUGAAGGAGCCUGGACGGUACACGUUCGAAGACGCUCAGGAGCAUAUUUACAAGUUGAUGAAAAGUGAUUCAUACCCACGUUUUAUAAGAUCCAGUGCCUAUCAGGAGCUUCUACAGGCAAAGAAAAAGUCGGAACGCUCAAUGGAUCGCAGAACAUCUUUUGAGAAAUUUGCGCAGAAUGUGGGCAGAAACAUCCCUAUUUUCCCAUGCCAUAAAAACUGUACACCAACAAUGAGGGCCAGCACUAACCUGUUAUGAAAAGAGGGGAAAUCCCUCACGUCAAAGAGAUUAACAAGUCUCGUUCAGUCUUACUAAAAGGAUCGCCCUGUAGCAUGGAAGCAGACUGAGUCAUUGCAUAUACUCUGUAGCUCUGUGUUGUCACCUGGAACAGAGGACCUUAGAACAAGAUGUUGCAUGAGCAAAGGACCUGAACUGUUCUUCCUCUGUGUGCCGCAAGGCAUCGCCCUCUGCAAGGGACUCCGCCAUCUCAAUGCCUCCAUUUCAAGACAUGGUGGUCUGCUCCCUUCUUCCUUGUACUAAGCCGGAUCUGUGUCUUUUCCUUUUUAUCAAGUUCAAGUGCAGUAAACCUUUUACUUUCCCCCCAACCCUUUCUCUCUCUUUCUCUUAAAGCUUCUGCUAAACACACGGCUCACCGAAAAUUCAGUCGGUGACAAACUGGAAGAAUUGUGAAAGGAAAAAAAAAAGCGUAUAUCAAUAAGUAUACAUAUGGCUUCACAUUUGCCGAUCAAUCAAGUAGCACAGGACGUUCCACUUCACCGGUGUAUUCGGAGUCAUAAACAAGCUCAUACCUUUGUCCGCUGUCUGUACAUGCUCAGUUAAUGUUUCUUGCAUUUAUUUUUAUACCGUAUUUAAAUAAGAAGCACCUUUUACUCCAAAUGGAUUAAAGUUGAUUCCUUCUCUGUAAAUUUGUGUAUGUUUAUAUCGUUGUUUUACCUUUCAUUAAAAGAUGCCAAAUCUC